Penicillium hordei is the source of this 342-nucleotide messenger RNA. Its product is annotated as U4/U6-U5 snRNP complex subunit LSM6. The transcript is spliced from 4 exons. NCBI's taxonomy places the organism in Eukaryota, Fungi, Ascomycota, Eurotiomycetes, Eurotiales, Aspergillaceae. Gene Ontology annotation, cellular component: sno(s)RNA-containing ribonucleoprotein complex; nucleolus; P-body. Bases 1 to 342 code for a protein of 113 amino acids. Gene Ontology annotation, molecular function: RNA binding. Gene Ontology annotation, biological process: mRNA splicing, via spliceosome; maturation of SSU-rRNA. The record is from RefSeq and is a predicted model, not a curated record.
AUGAUAGUCCAUCACCCUCACCGCCUUCCUGGUCUCUCACUUUCGAAUGCUUCAUCCCUCCGCCUAAUUCAAAACACAUCUCAACCAGACCACAACACCAAUAUGGAGAACGCCCCAACCUCCGAAGGGAAAGACCCCUCUGUCUUCUUGAGUGAGAUCAUCGGUGCGCCUGUGAUCGUGAAGCUGAAUUCCGGAGUCGUAUACAAGGGCGAAUUACAAUCAGUCGAUGGAUACAUGAACAUUGCCCUCGAAAAGACGGAGGAAUAUGUGAACGGAAAACUACGACGAAACUACGGCGAUGCUUUCGUGCGUGGAAAUAAUGUACUCUACAUCUCCAGUUAA